CCGAUCUUUGCGACGGACCACACCACCUAUACCCCGAAUUUCUCGCCUUGACGGCCUCUUCGUUUUCCUCCGGCAGGUUUUCCUGUGCGGCUACUAUCCCCAUACAAAACAACCUUAUAUAAAAGACCAAAACUAGGCGGAGAAGCGUGCGACUUCUCGGCCCCCACUCUAUUCACUUAUACCCUUUUGAUCUAUAUACCGUCGCGAAUCGUCGCAUGUUCCUUUCUCAGUAACCGCGGCGAUGCUUAUCGAUGGCGAGAAGUGGGCUUGUGAAGCUUGCGUCCGGGGUCACCGUGUCAGCAGCUGUCACCACAGUGACCGCCCCUUGACCCACAUUAACAAAAAAGGCCGUCCUGUCUCUCAAUGCGCUCACUGUCGCGGCCUACGCAAGUCACGGACAACCCACACUAAGUGCGAGUGUGGUGACAAGAAAAAGAAUUGCCACAAGAAUGACUCAGAUCCCCAUGCUACGGAUAAGCGGGAUCACAAGCAGGACUCCCGUCCAAAAUGUGGCUGCACUCAUGGUCAGCGCUGUACCUGUGCGCUGAAGAAGGAACCCCACCUGGAUACCGUUCCGGAGACCGGCCUCCCUCCACCCCCAGCUGCGACGCUGUUGGAUCAGCCCAAGAAGCCGCAGCUGACCUCGACCAAAUCGGAGAGUACCUUGACCAUCUUCCGCGAUGGCCACCACAAGCCGGCUCAUAAGCACAACGACAUGGCUCACAAAUGCGGUCUGCCCUAUACGAUACCCCGUUCUCAUACCAUCCAUGCUGGCGAUGUGGCCCGCCGCUCGGUCGACCACCUGCCUUUGGUCCAGCCCACCAUGCUCAACGAGGGUUUCGCGAAUCAACAACAGCCCGCAGAACAGUCACCUUCGCGCGGACAACAUCGCCGUGUCAAGUCUGAACAUGGUUCUCCUGAGAGUGCCCCCGUCGUCUCGCCGGACAACGUCCCGACAACCGUUCCCCCACUCGACAUCUCGUCCUUUUUCCCUCAAGUUCAGACAGCGGAGAACGCUGGUGACGUUGGCGUUCCCGAGCCGGUCUCGAUGCCUAUGAAGACCCCUCUGGACCCACUGGUCACGUCGGGGUUACCCUUCGACAUGUCAUCAUUCUCAUCCUUCCCAACAACAGCGACAUCGCCCGUCAAUUGUGUCGCAUUUCAGGACCCCUACAAGGAGCCUUUCUUCACGUCACCGGAGGGCGACGUGUCUCUUCAGUCGACCGCAUUCAGCGCCCCUCCAGUCGAUUGGUCAAGCUUCCCUCUGUACUCCUCGGAAGUACCAGCCGCGACAAGCACUCAAGCACCUUCCUACGCAAGCUUCGAUUACAACUCUAUGGCACCCGGGUUCCCAGCCCCGUCAUCAUCCGGUGACAUCUCUGAAGCGGAUGAGUUCGCGCCGAUCCCUGGCUUGGGACGUACUGGCAGCGAUCUGCACGAUCUCAACAGCGUUAGCGAGGGCUCCGAUAUCGACCAUUUCCGCAUCAGCUCCGCGUCGUCCUUCAUUGGCCUUCCCCAGGCACAGCUCUUGGCAUCGAAUAACCUUGAGUCGAUUGACAUUGACGACUUCCUCAAGUCGGCCAACGAGUCCACCGCGGCGUUAGAGCAUCAGCUCCAGGCCACGAUGGGCAUGGAAGCCAAGCAACUUCCGACCGAGGACGCCUUCGCCAUGUCGAAUGCUGAGACUUUCAAGCCGGUGACUACACCGACUGCCAGCAUGUCGAUGACCACGCCUCCGACCGAAGCCGCUUGGAACGUGGGGCUCUUCGACCCCAAUACUGCCCCCAUGAGCGAAAACAGCAAUGGCAAUUUCUACGUGCCGCCAUGGGUGCAGUAAGGCUGGCUUUCGGAUGAGACGCGGCUUGCUACAUAGUGUUGUGGUCUGUUCGCGGCACCUUACCACCACCUCCACACCGUCUGAGUGACGACCCCCACGUCUUCAUGACCUUGAUGAGAGAUGAUGAUAAUUUCCUGAUUUAUCUGUGUUCUAUUUAGCAGUCCGAGAGUGACACUAAACUAUAGCAUCCAAUUUUAUAAAGAUUACUAUUGUUUCAUUCAUUCGGC
Molecule: messenger RNA, 2064 nt
Organism: Aspergillus welwitschiae
Lineage: Eukaryota; Fungi; Ascomycota; Eurotiomycetes; Eurotiales; Aspergillaceae
Exons: 3
Coding region: 242-1837 (531 amino acids)
Biological process (GO): positive regulation of transcription by RNA polymerase II; intracellular copper ion homeostasis; intracellular iron ion homeostasis
Cellular component (GO): nucleus
Molecular function (GO): RNA polymerase II cis-regulatory region sequence-specific DNA binding; DNA-binding transcription factor activity, RNA polymerase II-specific; copper ion binding
Source: RefSeq, a predicted model, not a curated record